This is a messenger RNA of Eruca vesicaria subsp. sativa (arugula), 1438 nucleotides long. The record is from the annotation of a GenBank genome assembly. Lineage: Eukaryota; Viridiplantae; Streptophyta; Magnoliopsida; Brassicales; Brassicaceae.
GCGUGUGUUCUUGUCUAGAAUGGCACUUGUCCAUCGAAUACCCACUUUCUCAUCCAAUUUUCGAAAUUGGAAGAAGACCAAUCCUAUAAAUCCUAGUCAUGUUUCUUCUCUCCAUUACAAAACCCAGAUUACUGCGUCUUCUUCUUCUUCGCCCUUCACGGAGAAGCACUCUGUUGAGAGAUACCAGAGGGAUCAAUGGCUGUACAAGGAAUCCCCUCCAUCUCCAUCACCGUCUUCGAAUCAAAAAGAUGAAGUCUUCUUUAGGGAAAACGACAUCGCAUCGCAGCUUCCGGAGCUGAAGAAGCUCUUAGAGGUUCUGAGAGAAAAGAGAGAGCGUGGAUGUAGUGGCCGUAAUUGCGGACCAGGAGAUGUGUUUUUAGUCGGGACAGGACCAGGAGAUCCUGAGCUUUUGACUCUUAAAGCUGUCAGAGUCAUUCAAAGUGCUGAUCUUUUGCUAUACGACAGGCUUGUCUCUAAUGAUGUUUUGGAGUUGGUUGCUCCUGAUGCUAAGCUUCUUUAUGUUGGCAAAACCGCUGGUUAUCAUAGCAGAACUCAAGAAGAGAUACAUGAACUACUCUUAUGUUUUGCUGAAGCUGGUGCUACUGUUGUGAGGCUUAAAGGUGGAGAUCCUUUGGUUUUUGGACGAGGCGGGGAAGAAAUGGACUUUCUGCAACAGCAAGGGAUCCGAGUUCAAGUUAUCCCAGGGAUUACUGCUGCGUCAGGGAUAGCAGCAGAGCUUGGGAUUCCAUUGACACAUCGUGGUGUUGCAACUAGUGUGAGGUUCCUCACGGGUCAUUCUAGGAAAGGAGGAAGCGGCCCUCUGUUCGUUGCAGAGAAUGCUGCUGACCUAGAUACGACUCUUGUUGUUUAUAUGGGUUUGGGAACUUUACCUUCUCUUGCGCAGAAACUUAUGGACCAUGGUCUACCUUUUGAUAUACCAGCUGUUGCGGUUGAACGUGGAACUACUUCUCUACAGCGUACUGUUUUUUCAGAGCUAAAAGAUUUUGCAAUUGAGAUUCAGUCAGCUGGAUUGGUGUCACCAACGCUCAUUAUUAUAGGAAAAGUAGUCGAGCUAUCGCCUUUGUGGCCACAUUCCACUAAAGAAUCCUCCUACCUUGUUGUAGAGACUCAUUAGAUUUUUGGUUUCUUACUUUACGGGUAAGUGGCUUCCACGGGGGGCAUAACGGUUAGGAUCUAUGUAUGAAACAUGAAGAAAGUUGAAGAAAGUUGACAGAUGUAAUAAGCCAAAGGAAAGGCUGAUACAUUUCUUCUGUUCAUGUUAUUUGAUUAUUUUUUGGACAAUGCCAACGCCUUGAUGUUAUAAAUAAACUUCAAAUAGAGCCAACAAGCAAGUAAACAAUAGUUCUUCCUAGUUGUGAUUAAUGGUUAUUAUAAAUGACUAGCACAUCACGGUUUUUUUCAUAAACACUUGGUCAAC